Molecule: messenger RNA, 1933 nt
Organism: Zymoseptoria tritici IPO323
Lineage: Eukaryota; Fungi; Ascomycota; Dothideomycetes; Mycosphaerellales; Mycosphaerellaceae
Exons: 1
Coding region: 248-1933 (561 amino acids)
Biological process (GO): transmembrane transport
Cellular component (GO): fungal-type vacuole membrane
Molecular function (GO): transmembrane transporter activity
Source: RefSeq, a predicted model, not a curated record
CUCUACUGCUAAUAAUCAUUCCGACGACAACCGACAAACGAGCGCAUAUAUCCACACCGGCAGCACCACGGCAGUAUCACGAUCAGCUUUGCAGCGACGAGGGUGGGGUCACGUCACGAGCCCAUGCCAAAGCUCCAUACCAACCACUCAGCACCAUAUACAAGUCUACCCACCUGCCGGCCAGCCUUGAGCUCCUCCCUCCUCCUCUCGCCUCAGUGGCAAUCCUCCUCCCUCUCCUUACCCAACCAUGGCCAUGUUCGAACGCCGCUCCUCUAUGGAGUCCUUCGAACGCUGGCGCUCCCAAUCACCAACCGGCUCCGAACGACGGAAACUCUCCUUCAACCCCGUCGGCGAAUGGACACCUCAACCCUCCGAAGCAAUAGCACCUGUCGGAGCUUCCGAAGUCAGCAAGGGCAAGAGAAUAGCACAAGUGGCUGUGGCGGUCGUGUACUGCCUCUUCGCAGCUGGACCGGUAUUUGGCUUUGCGGCGUUCAAGCCGGUUUUGGUGCAAGAGGGUGUAUAUCAGGACAAAUGUACGGCGAAAGAGGUCGAGGAUGGAGUCUGGGUGUGCUAUGAGCAGGAACUGAGACUGAACUUGAUGUUCACGAUUGCGGCUGUGUCGACGAAUGUCUGCGCUCUUCCGGUGGGGACGAUACUCGAUCGGUUUGGUCCCAGGAUCGCGAGUAUCGUUGGGACGGUCUUCUUGCUGGCUGGAGCGCUCUUCCUCGCCUUUGCUGCGGAUCUGUACAAGUGGUUUGAUGCGUACAUUCCGGGAUACCUCUUUCUCGCCCUCGGAGGUCCUUUCGUCUUCAUAUCGUCCUUCCAGCUGAGCAACACCUUCCCUCAACGCUCCGGACUGAUCCUCGCUCUCCUCACCGGCGCCUUCGAUACUUCAAGUGCAGUCUUCCUGAUGUACCGCAUCAUCUUCCAAUCCACAGACGGCGAAUUCAACACCAAGAAAUUCUUCCUGGUCUACAUCAUCGUCCCGAUCCUCGUCUUCAUCGCUCAACUCACACUCAUGCCCUCAAAUUCCUACAAAACCGUUGGCGAGCUCACCAACAAACAAGUCGAAGACGACAUCCCAUCCUCACGCACCCACCGCGACAGCAACGCCUCUGAAAUGUCCGCUCUCCUCGGCUCCAAAUCCGCAACCACCGCCACCGAAAAAGAACGUCAAAAAGCCGCCCGCUCCGGCGUCUUCGGCGCUCUCCAUGGCCAAACUCCCCUUCAACAAAUCCGCACCCCCUGGUUUAUCCUCAUCACCCUCUUCACCGUCAUCCAAAUGCUGCGAAUCAACUACUUCGUCGCUACAGUGCGCACGCAAUACACCGACCUGCUGCACUCUCACGCCGCCGCCGUACACAUCAACGACGUUUUCGACAUCGCACUUCCUCUCGGCGGCGUGAUCGCCGUGCCUUUCAUCGGGUUCGUGCUCGACUAUACCUCCACACCCUUUGUUCUCGGCCUGCUUGUCUCCAUCGCCACCACCAUCGGUAUCUUCGGUGUGAUACCACAUUUCUGGGCGGCAUAUGCGAACAUCGCCCUGUUCGUCAUCUAUCGUCCGCUGUACUAUACCGCUGUAUCCGACUACAGCGCCAAAGUCUUCGGCUUCGAAACCUUCGGCAAAGUCUACGGACUAAUCAUAUGUCUCGCGGGACUGUUCAAUUUCACGCAAGCCGGACUGGACGCCUUGACGCAUAAAGUGUUUGGGAACGACCCGGUGCCAGUAAACUUGGUGUUGCUGGGAAGCGCGCUCGUCGUGGGUGUAGCGCUUGUGGGAUACGUGUGGAAGAAGGCGAGGGAUAUGAGGGGUGGAGUGGGAAGGGAUGAGCUGGAAGAGGAGGCGGAGGAGGCGAGGGAGGUGGUCAUGUCCGGGGCGGAAGAGGAGAGGGUCAACAGACGGCAUGGGCAUCAGGGGUAUGGGACGGAUUGA